Molecule: messenger RNA, 3635 nt
Organism: Trifolium pratense (red clover)
Lineage: Eukaryota; Viridiplantae; Streptophyta; Magnoliopsida; Fabales; Fabaceae
Product: TMV resistance protein N-like
Exons: 5
Coding region: 133-3333 (1066 amino acids)
Biological process (GO): defense response; signal transduction
Molecular function (GO): ADP binding
Source: RefSeq, a predicted model, not a curated record
UUAAGGCAUUGCAAUUGUAUGACCUCAUUGCUGAUCAACCAGGUUUCUAAAUAUCAUAUAUAUCUGGUCUCUCUCCAUGAUUCAUGAAGCGGCUACAACAUAUCUUUCCUUCUCAUCUCAAGAAUCAAUGCUAUGGCUACCAUGAGAAAAUUAAAAUCCUCAUCCUCUUCUUCCAUCACUUAUGGAUGGGCUUAUGAUGUUUUUCUCAGUUUUCGAGGGGAGGAUACUCGCAUGGGUUUUACCGGAAACCUUUAUAAUGCUCUUGUUGGAAAAGGAAUCAACACUUUCAUAGAUGAUGAAGAACUUAGAAAAGGAGAAGAAAUCACACCAGCUCUCAUGAUGGCAAUCCAACAAUCAAGGAUUGCAGUUGUGAUUUUUUCAGAAAACUAUGCAUCAUCCACUUUCUGCUUGGAAGAACUUAGAAAGAUCAUGGAGUGCAUAAAACACAAAGGCAGGUUGGUUUGGCCAGUUUUUUAUAAAGUUGACCCUUCUGAUGUGCGCCAUCUGAAAGGGAGUUAUGCAGAAGCACUUGCCAAAUGUAAAAGAAAAACCUUUGACACAGAGAAGGUCAAACAGUGGAAGUUAGCUUUGCAAGAAGCAGCAAAUUUGGUAGGUUCGCAUUUCAAACACGGGUACGAGUAUAAGUUCAUUGGCAAGAUCAUUCAAGAGGUCUCUAAAAAGAUUAAUCGUAGACCUUUACAUGUGGCUAAAUACCCUGUUGGGUUAGAGUCUCGAGUACAAAAAUUGAACUCACUUCUAGAAGUUGAAUCAGAUGAGGGGGCUCAAAUGGUAGGGAUUUACGGAAUGGGUGGAUUAGGUAAAACAACACUUGCAUGUGCUAUAUACAAUUGCAUUGCUGACCAAUUUGAUAGUCUCUGUUUUCUUGGUGAUAUUAGAGAAAAUUCUAUGAAGCGUGGUUUGGUACAACUACAGGAGAUGCUUCUUUUUGAAUUAGCUGGAGAGAAAGAUCUUAAGUUGUGCAGUUUAAAUAAAGGAAUUCCUAUAAUCAAAAGUAGGCUUCGUGGGAAAAAAAUUCUAUUGAUUUUGGAUGAUGUUAACAGUCUGGAGCAACUAAAAGCACUUGCUGGUGGACUUGAUUGGUUUGGUUCUGGCAGCAGAGUUAUUAUAACAACAAGGGAUAAGCAUUUGUUGCAUGUUUAUGGUGUUAAAAGAGUCUAUGAAGUAGAAGGAUUCAAUUGUGAAGAAGCCCUUGAAUUGUUUGUUUGGAAUGCUUUUAAAUCAAAAGAAGUUGAUCCUAGUCAUUUGGACAUUUCAAAGAAAGUAGUACUUUAUUUUAAUGGUCUUCCAUUGGCUGUUGAAAUAAUAGGUUCUGACUUAUAUGGUAGAACAAUAUUAGAAUGGAAAUCUGCUAUAGAUACUUAUGAGAGAAUUCCUCAUGAUAAUAUUCAGGAAAUCCUACGAGUAAGUUAUGAUGGCUUAAAAGAAUUUGAGAAGGAAAUCUUUUUAGACAUCGCUUGCUUCUUCAAAGGAUACAAACUAACUGAUGUCAUGAACAUACUUUGUAGUGGUCGUGGCUUCGCCCCAGACUAUGCUAUCCAGGUGUUGAUUGAUAAGAGUCUAAUAAAAAUUGAUGAAUAUAGUGUGAGGAUGCAUGACAUGAUUGAAGAUAUGGGUAGAGAAAUUGUGAGACUGGAAUCACCCUCAAAGCCAGGUGAACGCAGUAGAUUAUGGUUCUCCAAAGAUAUACUUCAUGUUUUCAAAGAGAACAAGGGGUCUGAUAAAACUGAGGUCAUUGUGCUAAACCUACUCAAAGAUAAAGAAGUCCAGUGGGAUGGAAAUGCAUUUAUGAAUAUGGAAAACCUCAAAAUACUGGUAAUAGAAAAAGCUCGCUUUUCCAGAGGACCUAAUCAUCUCCCAAAAAGUUUAAGAGUUCUGAAAUGGUGUGAUUAUCCUGAAUCGUCGUUGCCGGCUCAUUAUAAUCCAAAGAAACUUGUCAUGCUUGACUUGUCUAUGGGCCUUUUUACAUUCAGCAACCAAAUGAUCAUGAAAUUUAAAUCUUUUAAGGAAAUGAAGUUAAGCAAGUGUCAAUCUUUAAAGCAAGUACCUGACAUGUCUGGUGCUCCGAAUUUGAAGAAACUGCAUCUUGAUUCCUGCAAGAAUUUGGUUGAAGUUCAUGAUUCCGUUGGGUUCCUUGGAAAACUUGAAGAUUUGAAUCUUAAUCGUUGCACUGGUCUCAAGAUUCUUCCCCGUGGUAUCAACUUACCUUCACUUAAAACCAUGUCCCUUAGGAAUUGUACAUCUCUUGAGAAUUUUCCAGAAAUUCUAGGGAAGAUGAAAAACAUAACAUACCUUGUUUUGAGUGAUAGUGGGAUAUGUGAUUUGCCCUUCUCCAUUGGACUUCUUGUGGGGCUUGAAAAGCUGACUAUAGACAGAUGCAAUAAGCUACUUGAAUUACCAAGUAGUAUUUUUAUGUUGCCAAAACUUGAUACUUUGGAGGCUUACUGUUGCAAGGGGCUUGCACAAAUUACGAAGGGAAAAGGUCAAGUGCUGCCAGAAACACUGUCUUCAGAUGUGAUAAAUGCUAGUUCUCGUUUGGUUCCUAGAUAUGUUGACUUGAGCUUUUGCUAUUUGCCAUAUGAAUUUCUUGCUACACUUCUGCCUUCAUUGCACUAUGUAACACAUAUAUCCCUUGAUUACAGCACCAUCACAAUCCUUCCUUCAUGCAUCAAUGAAUGUCAUUCUUUGAAGCAACUUACUAUGAAUAAUUGUAUGGAGCUUCGAGAAAUCAGAGGCCUGCCACCAAACAUAAAAUAUCUUCAUGCAAUAAAUUGUGAAUCACUGACUUCUCAAUCCAAGGAAAUAUUACUAAAUCAGAUGCUGCUCAAUUCCGGGUUCGAAAUCAAAUAUAUCAUUUAUCCAGGAUCAACUAUCCCAAGUUUGUUCCAUCAACAUACAUGUGAACCAUCCCUGUCCUUCUGGUUCCGUAACAAAUUGCCAGAAAUGGCACUCUGUUUCGUCGGAGUUUUGGGUGGUUCCGUAACAAAUUACCAGAAACGUCUUGUUGAGUAUAAUUUUGACCUGAUCAUUGAUAGCAAUCAACGAAUCAGCAACAUUUUCCAUGUUGAUUGGUUUGAAAAUAGUUUAUUUGACACAAAUCAUAUAUUUCUGCUAGAUGUGCAGCUCAAAGCUAGCCUUGAUAUGAUUGGAAAACUACAUUUUGAGAAUGGAUGGAAUCAUGCUGAAUUUCGGUUGAUGAAAAAUGGUGGCGAAUAUAUGAAGCAGACGAGAGUUUAUGUACAAGAACAAAUGAUAAACAUGCCAGACAUUCAAUUUAUAAAUCCUGAGGUUCCAAUAGGAAAAGAAAAUAAAUAAAUCACCUGUGGGGAUAAGAGAUCGCAAAAAAAAAGUUACAAGAUCUACGCUCAUCAUGAGGUAUUGUUUAAGCUAUAGGACAUCAUAGAAGAUCGUGAAUGUUGAUAAUGCUUCUUAGUCCGUUUAUAUACCACUGAAAAUCAAUUAAUGUAUGAUUUCCUCUGUUUUCUGUAUUAAAUUUUCUAGCAUUUAAAAUUGUCUUUUUACUCUAUCAAAACAAAAGUGUCCAUUCACCGACUGUAUCUCUAACUUAUAAAUAAACAUUUCUGUCAAAACACUUAAAUAAAUAUAAUUAUAUAAAU